This is a messenger RNA of Paramecium tetraurelia, 606 nucleotides long. RefSeq lists its product as uncharacterized. The record is from RefSeq and is a predicted model, not a curated record. The transcript has a single exon. NCBI's taxonomy places the organism in Eukaryota, Ciliophora, Oligohymenophorea, Peniculida, Parameciidae.
AUGAAUAGUAAUACAAAAAUAACCUUGACAAUUGAAUAAUUAACAGAAUUACUAAUGAAUCCAUAAUUACCUAAUAUUUAAAGUAGCUUGUAAUCAUUGUCUGAAUUUGAAUUGAGAAAUAACAACGUCGAUUUAAUGAAAAUAGUAUCAUUUGUUGAUUAGGAUGAGUUCCAAGCCAUCAGCACAUCUACUUCAAGCAAAAAUAGUCAAACUCAAUAAAUGAUUGAGAAAAUUAAUGAAUUAGAAGUGGAAAAUAAUUAUCUCAAAAAUUAAUUGGAGUAGUAGAUUGAGAAAGAAAACCAUUUAAGAGAACAAAUGAACCAAUACUUGAAAGAAUCAUCGAAAUUAAAAUCAGAGAAUGAACGUCUUAGCAAAUAAAUGGAUGAACUAGAAGCAUUAAUAAAUCAAAACAAAGUGAUAUCAAAUAGACUUGAUCCUGUCUCUAAAUCAGUCCACUUGGAUAUGAAGAAAGCCUUAAUUGUCAAACCAUUAACAAUAACACAACCGUUGCGCAAAUUUUCAGGUGCUAGUGGAAUAGUAGCAUAGCAUCCUUUUAAAAAUUCCAAAGACUUAAUUAGAAUAAAAACUGAAAGAAGUUAUUAAUGA